This is a messenger RNA of Plasmodium malariae, 762 nucleotides long. Its product is annotated as Plasmodium exported protein, unknown function. NCBI's taxonomy places the organism in Eukaryota, Apicomplexa, Aconoidasida, Haemosporida, Plasmodiidae. The transcript is spliced from 2 exons. The coding region runs from base 1 to 762 and encodes 253 amino acids. The record is from RefSeq and is a predicted model, not a curated record.
AUGAAAGAAAAAUUUAAGUUACUCUUUUUUAUUAAAAUUUCUACGUUUUUCCUUUUAACAUGGGGAUAUCAUCUUAAGAAUGAAGUGGGUAAAUAUAAUAUAUAUUUAGAUGAGAAAUGUGAUGUUGGUAGAAAAUUAGGUCGAACAACUUAUCGUUUACUAGCAAAAUAUAAAAAAGAGAACUGUUCAAGUACUGUACGGAUAAAUGAAAUGAUACCCAACAAUGGAACAUGCGAAAAAAAAGAUACAUAUUAUAAUGAAAAAAUAGUUAAAGGAAAAAAUAUACGGACAAAUAAAUAUUCACUAAACAAUGGAGGAGAUUAUAAAGUACCUAGAAGAAGCAAAUCUUCUACGUGCAUCGGAAGAAAUUCAUAUGGUGGAAAAAGAACAUUUGACAAAAUAUAUUAUAAAAAUAUACUUAGGAAUGCAACGAUUGCUGAUUUUAACUCUUUAAAAAAAGGUAUAAAAAAAAAACAAUUUUGGAUUUUUACUUUAAUUAUUUUUUAUGUAGUAAAUGGAAUACUGCUAUAUUUUUUAAACAAAAUACCAUAUUUGAAAGAAAUUGUUUUUGAUGUAACUUUAUUUGAUAAAAAACUAUAUUCGAGUUAUGGAGGAUUCUUUGUACUCUCGUUUAUAGUUAUAAUUGUAGUUUUUUAUCUGUACAAAAUAACUGUAAAACAAAUAAAGGUAACACAUAAAAAAAGUCGUUUGAAUAACACAACGUAUCCUUCUUUACAUAAGAGAGUAAUAUUUAACAAAUAA